ACUUUCGGACUGUGCGUUCCAGCUUACUUCCGUAUUGUGCGUUCCACAUACAGGAAGUGGGUUUUCAUCGACUGUUGCAGCCUCCCAGUGUCCGUGGAGAUCAGGCUCUUCCACAGAUACGGAGACAGUUCCACCCGAGGGGGAGUAUAUAGAGGAACACAGGGGUCUGUACAAGGACGUGAUGAUGGAGAAUCACCGGCCCCUCACAUCACUGGAUGGACCCAGUAACAGAGAUACCCCAGAGAGAUGUCCCCGUCCUCUCUAUUCCCAGGAUUGUACAGAGGAGAAUCACAGGAUCCCACAGGAGGAUCAGGUAGAACGUCUUUCUCGUAUAAAGGCAGAAGAUAUAGAGGGAGAAGAAGAGACGUAUGUGACUGAUAUGAACGCAGACGAUAUAGAGGGAGAAGAAGAGACAUAUGUGACUGAUAUAAAGGCAGAAGAUAUAAGGAGAGAAGAAGAGACGUAUGUGACUGAUAUAAAGGCAGAAGAUAUAGAGGGAGAAGAAGAGACGUAUGUCACUGAUAUAAAGGCAGAAGAUACAGAGGGAGAAGAAGAGACGUAUGUGACUGAUAUAAAGGCAGAAGAUAUAGAGAGAGAAGAAGAGACGUAUGUGACUGAUAUAAAGGCAGAAGAUAUAGAGGGAGAAGAAGAGACGUAUGUGACUGAUAUACAGGCAGAAGAUACAGAGGGAGAAGAAGAGACGUAUGUGACGGAUAUAAAGGCAGAAGAUACAGAGGGAGAAGAAGAGACGUAUGUGUCUGAUAUAAAGGCAGAAGAUAUAGAGGGAGAAGAAGAGACGUAUGUAACUGAUAUAAAGGCAGAAGAUACAGAGGGAGAAGAAGAGACGUAUGUGACUGAUAUAAAGGCAGAAGAUAUAGAGGGAGAAGAAGAGACGUAUGUGAGGGGUGAUCAGCAGUGUAAGGAGGAGGAGAUCCCUACAGAUAUCAGCAGAGCAGAUGGACACACAUGCAGGAAUAUCUCAGAAGGACAUCUAAUGUUAUCCCCGGAUUGUGACAUAAAAGAAAAUGACAGUAUACAGGAUUCUCCAGGAGCUAACCCCAUUACCCCAAUUAUUCAUCCAGCUCUAUCAGCUGAUCCCUCUGAUCCUGGGAAAUGUUCUCCUGAUCACUCUAAUAUUGGUGCAUCUGAUACAGCUCUGAGAGUAGAUACAGUGUUUCCCUGUUCUAUAGAUGCCAGAUGUUUUGCACAGAACACAAAGCGUAUUACCAAUCAGCCAGUUAAGGCAGGUGAAAAGCCAUUUCCUUGUUCUGUGUGUGGGAAAUGUUUUACAUAUAAAUCGGCUCUUGUUACACAUCAGAGAAGUCACACAGGUGAGCGGUCAUUUCCAUGUUCUGAGUGUGGCAAAUAUUUUACAUAUAAAUCAAAUCUUGUUAGACAUGAGAGAAGUCACACAGGUGAGAAGCCAUAUUCCUGUUCUGAGUGUGGGAAAUGUUUUACACAGAAAACAGCUCUUAUUGGACAUGAGAGAAGUCACACAGGUGAAAAGCCAUAUUCCUGUUCUGAGUGUAGAAAAUGUUUUGUACGGAAAUCACGUCUUGUUGCACAUCAGAGAACUCACACAGGUGAGAAGCCAUUUCCAUGUUCUGAGUGUGGGAAAUGUUUUGCACAGAAAUCAGCUCUUAUUGGACAUGAGAGAAGUCACACAGGUGAGAAGCCAUAUUCCUGUUCUGAGUGUAGGAAAUGUUUUGCAACUAAAUCAUUUCUUGUUAUACACCAGAGAAGUCACACAGGUGAGAAGCCGUAUUCCUGUUCUGAGUGUGGGAAAUGUUUUGCACAGAGAUCACAUUUUGUUAUUCAUCAGUAUGCUCACACAGGUGAGAGGCCAUUUUCCUGUUCUGAGUGUGGGAAAUGUUUCGCACAUAAAUCAGUUCUUGCUACACAUCAGAGAAGUCACACAGGUGAGAAGCCAUAUUCCUGUUCUGAGUGUAGGAAAUGUUUUCCACAGAAAUCACUUCUUGUUAUACAUCAGAGUAGUCACACAGGUGAGAAGCCACUUCCAUGUUCUGAGUGUGGGAAAUUGUUUUCAUCGAAAUCAAAUCUUAGUAGACAUCAGAGAAGUCACAUAGGUGAGAAGCCAUAUUCCUGUUCUGAGUGUAGGAAAUGUUUUGCACGGAAAUCAUCUCUUGUUAUACAUCAGAGAAGUCACACAGGUGAGAAGCCGUAUUCCUGUUCUGAGUGUGGGAAAUGUUUUGCACACAAAUCACAUUUUGUUAUUCAUCAGCAUGCUCACACAGGUGAGAUACCAUUUUCCUGUUCUGUGUGUGGGAAAUGUUUCGCACAGAAAUCAGCUCUUGUUACACAUCAGAGAAGUCACACAGGUGAGAGGCCAUUUUCCUGUUCUGAGUGUGGGAAAUGUUUUGUACGGAAAUCAGCUCUUGUUACACAUCAGAGAAGUCACACAGGUGAGAAGCCGUAUUCCUGUUCUGAGUGUAAGAAAUGUUUUGCACGGAAAUCAGAUCUUGUUCCACAUCAGAGAAGUCAUACAGGUGAGAAGCCGUAUUCCUGUUUUGAGUGUGGGAAAUGUUUUGCAUAUAAAUCAAAUCUUGUUACACAUCAGAGGAGUCACACAGAUGAGAAGCCAUUUUCCUGUGGUGAGAAUAAAUCCGCUCUUGUUGAACAUAUUAGACAUUACCCAAGUACGGAACCAUUUAAAUCUUCUGGAGUAUAAUUAUCACUGUCAUGCAAUGUUCGUUAAGAGUGAAUCCUAUCUCCUAUGCUUUAUAAAAUAUACAUGCUACCACUGGGUGAUGUAAUCAGACGUCAUGGCCUGGUCUACCACUGCUAUGCAGAUGACCUGCUUUUUGCUCCAUGUACUGAGAACCUAAUACCAAUCCUAAAUAGUUGUCUAGCUGGGCGCCAGGGGUGGAUGAUGCCAGCCCAGCAUUACAUGGUCCAAGGUACCAGAAGCAGCUUCUGCCUCCUUACUGCCCUGCUGGCUUCUACAGAUGAAAGACUGUUACCAGCAGUACCAAGAAUCUCCUGUAAUUCAGUAAUUCAUUUAAGGGUUGAACUUUUAGCUUUGCAGCCCUGACCAUGGAACUCACUGCCUUGCACAGUCCAAUAGGCCUCCACUCUAGAGACCUUCACAAACAGACUAAUGACUGUUACUCACGCUUUUCAUUAAUGUACCUCUAUUUACUUCCUAAAUAAUACAUCCCAAAUGCUUAGGUCUUUUUUUCUGCUGUUUAUUUUGUAUCUUGUGCUUUGUGUAAAUGUGAAUGUCUAAUACCAGUUUGCACAAUCUGUAUUGCUGCACGACAAUAUGGCGGCCAUUGGAACGUGUUUUCACUUCUUCUAGUUUGCCUAACUUGUUGCAGACACUCAUCUUGAUCAGGAGUGUCGAGUGUUUUCUGAUACAAGAUCCUGUCCAUAUAUACCCUGUACAUUACCAUGUGCAUUAGAGUCACCCGGGUUCCAUCUGCGGUGGUUUGUUAUAUGUUACAUCUAUAUGGUGCGGAGACUCCCCUGUAUUUCAUAAUAAAAGCUUUUGUUUGCAUCUAA
Molecule: messenger RNA, 3522 nt
Organism: Pseudophryne corroboree (corroboree frog)
Lineage: Eukaryota; Metazoa; Chordata; Amphibia; Anura; Myobatrachidae
Product: zinc finger protein 345-like
Exons: 6
Coding region: 182-2689 (835 amino acids)
Biological process (GO): regulation of DNA-templated transcription
Molecular function (GO): RNA polymerase II cis-regulatory region sequence-specific DNA binding; DNA-binding transcription factor activity, RNA polymerase II-specific
Source: RefSeq, a predicted model, not a curated record